Physcomitrium patens is the source of this 713-nucleotide messenger RNA. RefSeq lists its product as uncharacterized. Lineage: Eukaryota; Viridiplantae; Streptophyta; Bryopsida; Funariales; Funariaceae. The record is from RefSeq and is a predicted model, not a curated record.
UUGUCCCAUGCAAGUCAUUGGAAGCAACAAUGGCGUUCUUGCUGAAUUACGUUGGGAGAACAGACGAGAAUGCGUGUGCGAAUCGGGGACGAAUUUACGCUGUUCUGGGUCCAAAUCGCAAGACGCGGAGAGUGCCAGAACCGCCUUUGCCCUCGAGAAUCUCUGCACCAAAGAGUGAUGUUAGUGCGGAUGGUAUGAUCCCGUGCGCUAGAAAUUCAAGCAUCAUGCUGGGCCAAUACUGCUGCACAACAAUGCACGAAUUGCGAGGGAAAGAUUGGGGCUACUUGUCAACCAACGCUCCCUUGAAGUCUCCGAGCAGACCGAGUUCAUCUGCUUGUAUGCCAAUAGGGUUUUCCAGGUACAACCAUCGUAAGAAACAAUCCCAACUGCCUUGUGAAACCCUAAACUAGGCUUGGUCCCACCUACAUCAUUUUCUUUACAAGUCUCAUGUCUUUUUAAUUUCCAUCCUUUUUCUGACAUGCAACAUGAUAUGUUUUGUUUUGUUUUGUUUUUUUUUUUUUCCUCUUUUUUUCCCACAAGAUUUCUUGUUGCAGUUAAGGAUAUUUCUUUUCAACAUCGCAUUCCUUUAAAACAAUAAAUAAAUAAGUCAUGUUAGCAAUUAUUUUGUGAAUUGUAAAAGUUGAUAAGACAUAGGUUGUUGCUAAAAUGAAUGUUAUGAGCAAUUGGAUUUCAAUCAAGUUGAUUUAAUGGUU